Messenger RNA from Impatiens glandulifera, 2238 nucleotides. Its product is annotated as serine/threonine-protein kinase D6PKL2-like. Gene Ontology annotation, biological process: protein phosphorylation. Gene Ontology annotation, molecular function: ATP binding; protein serine/threonine kinase activity. NCBI's taxonomy places the organism in Eukaryota, Viridiplantae, Streptophyta, Magnoliopsida, Ericales, Balsaminaceae. Bases 261 to 1913 code for a protein of 550 amino acids. The transcript is spliced from 3 exons. The record is from RefSeq and is a predicted model, not a curated record. Gene Ontology annotation, cellular component: plasma membrane; nucleus; cytoplasm.
CAUUUUUGAUCUGGGUUUUUUCACCAACUUAAGGAACUAUCAUCUAUAUAUAUAUAUGGUUUCCGAUUGUCUGUCUUUGGAAGUACAUGAUUCUAUAUUGAUUGUUUUAAACAUGAUUGAUUAAUGCUAUUAUUAAGGUCUUCUUGCCUCUUUCUGGAGUUCAAGGCAAACAAAUCUGUUUCUUUGGUCUACUAACAGUUGAUUCAAAUCCCACGAUGACUCUGAAGAUUCUUUUGGACUAAGGUUUUGGGUUUAUUUCAAUGGAAUCUGAAUCCAGCAUCCACGAUCCUCCACAAAAACAUAAUCCCUCGGAAGGAAAUUCUAAUAAACAGGUCUCUGUCAUUGUUCUUACCGAUCAGCUUGAAGCAGGCUUAUCUAUGGAGACCGAGACAGAAUUGGAAAAGAAAUCACUUGGAGGUGUAACUGAUUUGGAUAAAAAUGAUAGCUCGGGUUCUACUAAAGUAAGUGAUGUGACCGUUAGUCUUCAAAAGAACAGCGGAACUGAAGUGGUCGGGAGUGGUAAGAACAGUUUGUGUGGAACUGAAGUGGUCGAGAGUGGUAAGAACAGUUUGUGUAGAGGCAGUAUUGGCAGUGAUUUAAGCGACGAAAGCACGUGUAGCAGCCUAAGUAGCAGUGUUAAUAAACCUCAUAAAGCGAAUGAUGAAAGAUGGGAAGCCAUUCAGGCUGUUCGAACUAAAGAUGGAUUAUUGGGUUUAAGCCAUUUCAGGUUGUUGAAGAGGUUGGGAUGUGGCGAUAUUGGAAGCGUAUAUCUUUCUGAGUUGAGCGGUACCAAGUGCUAUUUCGCCAUGAAGGUGAUGGAUAAGGCAUCAUUAGCGGGCAGAAAGAAGCUUCUUCGUGCUCAGACGGAAAGAGAGAUAUUACAGUGCUUAGAUCAUCCAUUUCUCCCCACAUUGUAUACGCAUUUUGAAACAGAUAAAUUUUCAUGUCUGGUCAUGGAGUUUUGCCCCGGAGGAGACCUACACUCUCUCAGGCAGAGGCAGCCUGGAAAAUUCUUUUCGGAACUAGCGGUUAAGUUUUAUGUUGCAGAGGUUCUUCUUUCUUUGGAAUACCUCCACAUGCUUGGGAUUAUCUAUCGCGAUCUGAAGCCAGAAAAUGUACUCGUGAGAGAAGAUGGACACAUAAUGCUCUCCGACUUUGAUCUUUCUCUGCGAUGUAGUGUGAGUCCUACGCUUGUCAAGUCUGCAAACGUGGAGAAUGAAUCAUUACGAAAAAACUCUGUUUAUUGCGCCCAACCCGCUUGUAUCGAACCUUCAUGUAUACAGCCGUCUUGCGUAGUGCCAACCAGCUGUUUCACACCUCGAUUCUUUUCUAGUAAAUCAAAAAAAGUAAGGAAACCCACCAAGAACGAAAUCCGGAAUCAAGUCAGCCCUCUUCCAGAGCUUAUGGCAGAACCAACUGGGGCUCGUUCAAUGUCAUUUGUUGGUACCCACGAGUAUCUUGCACCUGAAAUCGUUAAAGGAGAGGGCCAUGGAAGUGCAGUUGAUUGGUGGACAUUUGGGAUAUUCUUGUACGAGCUUUUGUUUGGUAAAACUCCUUUCAAGGGUUCUGGGAAUCGAGCAACGCUGUUCAAUGUUGUCGGUCAGCCACUUAGGUUUCCGGAAACACCUGUUGUCAGUUUUGCUGCCAGAGAUCUCAUAAGGGGGUUGCUGGUCAAGGAACCACAGCAUAGGCUGGCUUACAAACGAGGAGCUACUGAAAUUAAACAGCAUCCUUUCUUCGAAGGUGUGAAUUGGGCCUUGAUUCGUUGUGCAAGCCCACCCGAGAUCCCAAGACCAGUUGAGAUUGAACGGGCUCCAACUUCGACAGCAUCAUCUAGCAAUAAAACUGCCAUGGCAGCAGCUCCUCCGCUAGAGAAAAACGCGGAGAAUUAUUUCGAGGUUGAUUUCUUCUAAAAGAAACCUAAAAUUUGCUAUUUCCAUCUCAUUAUUAUUCUCCUCUUAUGGGAUAAUGUUGAUGAAACCUUGAAUUGGAAAGCUGUUUAUAUUCUUUUCUUGGUUUGACGACGAUGACACGAGGGGUGAAGGAGGACACGAUUUGUUGUGAAGCAGAAAGUUGGUAAUAAUAAUGAAUGCAUGUUUUCAUUGAAGAAUACAUAAAUAGUAAGUUGUUAAUGGACUUAACUUAGCUACUACUAGUAGUUGUAUUUGCUAAUAUUAUUAUUAUUAUUGUUGUCAUUGAAUGAAUAAUUUGCAUCAAAGUAUGUGUCUUUUCAUUGUA